Molecule: messenger RNA, 1737 nt
Organism: Elaeis guineensis (African oil palm)
Lineage: Eukaryota; Viridiplantae; Streptophyta; Magnoliopsida; Arecales; Arecaceae
Product: amino acid transporter AVT6C
Biological process (GO): amino acid transmembrane transport
Cellular component (GO): membrane
Molecular function (GO): L-amino acid transmembrane transporter activity
Source: RefSeq, a predicted model, not a curated record
GCGAGCGCAGGGCCUAUGGUUAUAAGAACUGGAGCAAGCCCUGCACCGAUGCCACCGGAAAAAUCCGUCCAGAUGAAUUCGGCGGGGAAGGAGAACAGCAUGCUGGCCCCUCUCCUGCCAGAGGUCCGGCAGCCGGCGGCUGAGCAAAUGGGCGGCGCGUCCGUCUCGGGGGCGGUAUUCAACAUAUCGACGACCAUCAUUGGGGCCGGGAUCAUGUCGCUGCCGGCGGCGACGAAGGUGCUCGGAGUGGGCCCGGCGCUCCUCCUAAUCGCCGCCGUCGCCUUCCUCUCGAACGUCUCCUCGGAGUUCCUCUUGCGGUACACCGUGCCGGGGUCGCCGUGCUCCUACGCCGGCGUCAUGGGGGAGUCCUUCGGCCAGGUGGGGUCCACCGCGGUCCAGCUCUGCGUCGUGCUCGCCACCAUGGGGACUCUCACCGUCUUCCUCAUCAUCAUCGGGGACGUGCUGUCGGGGAACCGAUCGGAGGGGACGGUGCACGUGGGUGUACUGCAGGAGUGGUUUGGAGAGCAGUGGUGGAACGAGCGUGACGUGGCGCUGUUGAUCACCCUUGUCGUCAUCAUCCUCCCUUUAAUCCUUCUCAGGCGAGUAGACUCACUGAGAUUGACGUCGGCCAUAUCUGUUCUCCUCGCGGUGGUAUUCAUGUGCUUAAGCUCCGGCAUGGCUCUCUAUGCUCUCUUCCACGGAACCGCUCAAACCCCAAGGCUCCUGCCUGACUUUGCCCACCUAUCCAACGCUUUUGAGCUCUUCACCGCCGUUCCGGUCAUUGUUGUAGCAUUCACCUUCCACUUCAACGUCCAUCCAAUCCAAGCGGAGGUCAGCAACUAUUCCAAUAUGAAAGUGGCGGUUCGGAUCUCCUUAUUAUUAUGUGCUGCCAUCUACGCAGUCGUUGGAUUCUUCGGUUAUCUACUCUUUGGCGAAUUAACGAUGGCUGAUGUGCUCUCCAACUUCGAUCAGAACUCUGGCUCCCAAAUCGGACGGCUCCUAAAUGACAUAGUCCGACUGAGCUAUGCCCUUCAUUUGAUACUGGUGUUCCCCCUCCUUAAUUUUGCACUUAGGCUCAACAUAGACGAGCUCUUGUUUUCAAGAUCAAAGCCGCUAGCUGAAGACACCAUCCGAUUUGUGUCUCUCACAAGUCUACUGAUGGGGCUCAUCUAUCUGACGGCUGUGGCCAUCCCGAGUGUAUGGACAAUGUUUCAGUUCAUUGGAUCAACUGCAGCCGUUUGCCUCUCUUUGAUCUUUCCUGGUGCCAUUGUUCUGAGGGACAUUCAUGGGAUAGCAAACAGAAAAGACAAAGUCCAAGCAGCAAGUAUGAUAGCUUUGGCCGUCAUCACAAGCUCCAUUGCCAUUGCUUCUAAUGUUAUUAGCUACAUUGGAAGUGGAGAAAGCAAUGAAGACCAAGCUUAAGGUCAUCACACCAAGAAUCAGUGUGCUGUCUUACCCACAUCAAUCUUCACAAUGGCUGACUCCUAGCAGGGCAGUGAUAUUAGGAAUAUAGGAUGAUCCAGCACCAUUUUAACUUGUGAUCCUCCCAGUUUCCUUUUUACUUGUUUUAUAAAAACUUUCUGAUGUAAUUUCCCUGUUAUUUUUAGUGCUAGAAAAUUAUUUCAUGCGAGUCCACCAAACUAUAUAUGUAUACCAUCUGCAAGAAUCUAAAAUAGAAAAGGCUACAAAUCAACAAAAUUUUAUUGUGAAGCGAAUAAUUAAGAUUUUGGUUCUCUU